AUGGUAAUUCAUAUUGUGUACUUUCGUCUGUACUUACUUCUAUUCUCGCUUUGUUUUCACUUUGUAGUGUGCCCGAAUCCCCAAAAUGCGGAUCAACAUGAGGGACAACUUAGAGGGAAUCUGACAAGACUCUCUGAUACAACCAAAAAUACCCCUGUUGGAGCGAACAGUAGGGAUAUAGUCAAGGCAAAUACUCAGAGGAGCGUCACUUCUGUACCUACGCGACAAAAUGGAAAUAACCAGAUCACCCCCGCUAAGAAUAAUAGAAAUGCACGGAAAGAUAAUGAUGAUGUGACAUUGGACUUUACCGCUAAUGAACCAAAUAAUAACAUAGAAUCUUCUGAUGGUAUUCCUGGAACUAUAAAAUACACGGGUAAAAACGCAAGAAUCACUAGCCUAGCUGGACAUGGUUUUCAUAUUUCUCUCGACUCCAAUAAAGUAGUAGAUAAUGUUUUUUGUGCUUCUCCAUUCGAUGGAAACAUUACUGUUAACUAUGAGGAUUCAACAUAUGAUCAAUAUAUAUUGACGAGGGAGGGAUUUCAGAGAAACGAUGGCACUAACGAUAGUAGUCAAAAUACUCCGAAUAGCACUAAUGGAAAAAGUAUCACACAUGGCGACCAAAAGAGUAUCACAGAUGGUAGCCAGGAUACCCUCCCAGAUGUAGCAGAGGCUUCUGAAGCCCGGGAAAAAAAUAAGUUGAUUCUAUCUAUCGGUAGCUCUGAUACUUCUGGCAUUCAAAAAAAAAGUGUGGGUAAUAUAGAUUGUUACAGAGCAGAGAAUCCAAGUGGUAAUAUUAUAUAUAAGGUAGAAGUUAGUGGAAAGCAACGUGACUUGGGUGAUAACUAUGCAGACUGUGUUGUUUGCACACUUAGAGAAAAUAACAAGGUUGCAAUUUUAAUCGCACAAAAGCAGCUAAGCUAUGAUUGGCGCCAGUAUACACUUGUAUAUUCUGAUGGCUCUAUAAAACGUGAUGUAACUUUAAAAGUCAAGUUUUCAUCCGUAAAUUUUGAAGAGUUGUUCAUCCAAUCAGAGCCAGAAGUUAGAAACAAUGACACAAAAUGCAACAUAUUACAUAAUGGAUCUCAAGCUGAAUUUACGAGCAACUCAGAUAAAGAAUUUGUAUUGGAAACACAAGACAAAAGUGGUACUAAAGCUAUUGAUAUUAAAUUCCAAGAACCAUUCAGAUUCCCCCAGGAAAUGGAUUUGCAAUCGAUAAGAUCAAGAACUGCUGAGAACAAUGUCACGCAUGUCUACAGCUUUAAAAACGGGCCAAUCCUUCUAAACGAAAAAUAUUCUUCUAAUAUGGGUAGCUCUUUUAAAAAUCUUUUUUACGGGUAUGGUGAUUUCAACAUCAAAACGUCGUGUGAAUACUUCAAUCUCGAUUCCGGAAAAAAGCCGGAUGUUCUGUUUCUAGAUACAAUAACUAUAAAUGCGUCAACUAUUGGUUUGGACGUUUACCACUACAAUGCAUUUCAAGUUAUUGGAAUCAAGAAACGGGAUGUGCCAACUCUGCUAGUUUUACCUAAUGUAGAAAUAUUUUUGGAUGCUACUGAAACACAUGAUUUAGUGGUGUGCAACAGUGGAAACAAUGUACAUUUAUCGCUAACAACGUCAGUUGAUGGACAGAUCAAGCACUAUCUCAUUGCCAAUGAAACCACAAGGACAAAGUAUUUUGGUAUUAAAAAUGUAGUUGAUAUGGAUUAA
Messenger RNA from Theileria equi strain WA, 1704 nucleotides. RefSeq lists its product as hypothetical. The record is from RefSeq and is a predicted model, not a curated record. The transcript has a single exon. Bases 1 to 1704 code for a protein of 567 amino acids. Lineage: Eukaryota; Apicomplexa; Aconoidasida; Piroplasmida; Theileriidae.